Debaryomyces fabryi is the source of this 1872-nucleotide messenger RNA. RefSeq lists its product as uncharacterized. The transcript has a single exon. Gene Ontology annotation, biological process: mitochondrion inheritance. Bases 1 to 1872 code for a protein of 623 amino acids. Gene Ontology annotation, cellular component: mitochondrial inner membrane. The record is from RefSeq and is a predicted model, not a curated record. Lineage: Eukaryota; Fungi; Ascomycota; Pichiomycetes; Serinales; Debaryomycetaceae.
AUGAUAUACCUUAGGGUAAUUAGACCGUUGCAAUAUAGUCUAUUAAGAAGCAAUAGGGGAUUAUAUACGCAGAGUGUGUUUAAUGCUCCAUAUCCAAGUUGUACUAUAAAAUUAGCAUAUAAGAACUUAAUUUUGCCUCAGAUACGGCAUUACAGUAAACCAAAUCAUAAAAAUAACGAAAAGAACGUAUCAGAUGAAUAUAAAGAGCACAUUGAAAGUAGUAAAACAAAAAGAAAUGGAUUUCCGAGUGAAUCAAAGCCAGCUCCAGCAAAGACUGACCUACAACAAAAGUUCAAUAAAGAUAAAACUACGCAUCAACUGGUACCAGUUACUAGAGAACAAUUGUUAUCUAAGGCGAACAAUUUUUUUUCAAGAAUGAAGAUACGUCUAAAAUGGAUACUAAAAAAAUCGAAUAGGCCGUUUAACACUGAUGACUAUUCUGCAGUUUUUUCAUGGUUGGUUAUGGGGAAUGUGUUAUUAUUCUUUUUGGCUACAACUACAUUUUUUUCGUUAGUUAUAUUCACUUUCAACACGGUAUUUGCUCAGGAAUUUGUGGCCCGGAAGAUGGGUGAGUUUAUUACGAAGAAUUCCAACUUAACUGUUACAUUCGAAAGUGCAGUCGUUCCUGGAUGGUCUGAUGGUAGAAUUAGUUUCAGGAAAUGUUUCGUGAGUAGAAGACCUAAAUUGUCGACCAAGUUCACGAAAGGUUCACAGGCCGAAGCUUAUGCUGCAAGUGUCCAAGGUUCGAACGACACAACUGAAAACGAAGUAUAUGACGACGGUAACUAUACCCAAUUCGACUUAACAAUAGAAGAAGUAAAUCUAUCGUUGUCAUUCAAUAAAUGGGUCAAUGGUACCGGAAUGGUUGAAAACUUAGAAAUAAAAGGAUUAAGAGGAGUUGUUGAUCGUGGACACGUUCAUUGGGAUCCAGACGAUGACGCUACCAACUACAAAAACGUCUAUCAACCGGGUGAUUUCGAAAUAAAUGACUUUAAGAUGGAAGACGUGCUUUUCAAGUUAAUACAACCUAGCGAUUUUAGGCACUUUGACGUCGCAAUAUAUAAUUGCGAGUUAUCUAAGUUGAGAAAGCAUUGGCUUUUCUAUGAUUUUUUGAAUGCUAAUAUUAUGAGUGGAUCUUAUGAUAAUGCAUUAUUUACGGUGCAUAAAAAGCAGAGAUUGGACGACUUUAAUAGAGAUUACUCUAUGGGGGAGAUGUCAGACACCUGGAAGCGUAUUACAAGGCUCAGGGUGGAUUCUUUGGAAAUUGAUCAUUUAAAUACUGGAUUGGAAGGUCCGUUUGGUUGGAUUACCAGUGGAAAAGUUGAUAUGAUUGGUGAUGUUAUGGUUCCUCAAGAGAAUAAAGACUUGAAUAUGAGCGAAUUAGUAACCAUUAUUGCAGAGUCAAUAAAGAAAGAGGCAAACAGAUAUCGUAAUCCAGAAGUUCCUAUGAAGAGUCUGCACCCAGAUCAUCAUAUGAGAUUGGCCAGUAGCGAUUACAAUGAUAUCCUGAAAUACUUCGUAUUGGAUUUGACAAUCAGAUUGAAUAAUGUCAGAGCAACGGUACCUUUUCAAACCCCCGAGUUGUCUUACAUAAAUUACGCCUUGAUUAGACCUAUUGUUGCGUAUAUAAACUCCAAAAAUACGUUCAUUGAAGUCAAGAGUAGAAUUGUGAAAAAUAUUGCCGACUUCAGUGGGUCUUGGACCGUCUACGAUUCACUAUUAAUGGAUGAUAUUUCAGAAGAAGUCUACGAUAGCUUUGUUGAUUAUGUUGCAGACGAAGAAGCAAGAGUGGCCAGAAUGAAGAAGGUUGGUUUUUGGUCUAUUCAAUUGCUUUUUCAAGUUAUAGUGUUUGGCUUGGGUGCUCUUACCUGA